Molecule: messenger RNA, 978 nt
Organism: Botrytis byssoidea
Lineage: Eukaryota; Fungi; Ascomycota; Leotiomycetes; Helotiales; Sclerotiniaceae
Exons: 2
Coding region: 1-978 (325 amino acids)
Molecular function (GO): protein binding
Source: RefSeq, a predicted model, not a curated record
AUGGCCGCCAAUGGACUGGGGACAAAUCUAGUUCCGGAUCACAAUCUUGGUAUCAUAUCUUGGCCUCAACCUGACAACGCAAUGUCGCAGCUUGACGCAGUAAUUGCAGACACAGACGACGCGAUUCUGGCUGGAAUGAGUGAGAGACUAGAAGAUUAUAUUCGAACAUCUGGAUAUCGUGGUCUUUCUCGUGAGAACAUACUUAAAAUAUCCAGGAUACUAGCUGCAACAUAUCAAGCACCUGACAAGCCAAAAACUACCAAUAGCGUCCUAGCACCUCUCAGCGGAGGCUAUGACAUCGAUGAUCAGAAAAACUUUAACAAGACCGUUUUCAUUAACGUAGGAACUGGGAAACAACGAGGCCAAUUCACAGCAAUGGCUGGAUUAUUGGCCACGCAAGCUAAAUUCUUCAAACCUCUGUGUUCUGAUAUAUGGAAAUGUGGUCGUGAAGGUGUCAUCUCACUCGAAGACUACCAACCUGAAAGUUUCGAAAUAUUCCUUGCAUGGCUCUACACUAAGGAUAUUAGAAAUGCUAAAUGCCUGGGGAAAAAUAUCGCUCGUAGCAAUACUCACUUUCGAAUACAAGCCCAUAAGUAUAAAUGGUUCCAGUUACUUCGUUGCUACUUUCUUGCCGAUUAUAUUGGAGCACCGAAAUUUGCCAAUUAUAUGAUGGAUGCAUUAACCUUGGCUUAUAGAGAAUGGGUGCGCGGUGGAUUUGUCAAGUCGGCGAAAGACCCUCUUUUCAACAAGACAGAGGAGACUCAAAAGCUGGUGGAUAGCAACACAGUCGAAUCAUCACCGCUACGAGCUCUGAUCAAGGAUAUACUCUUUCCCUCUGUUGAAGAGAGACAAAAUCCCGUUCCCGUUACCAUUUACCGACAUCCGAGAGCACCUCCUUCUUUCCGUAGAGCCAGACGUGGACCUCAUAAUCUCUUAGUUCCUGAUCCUUUACUUCCGCCGCAUGGCCAAAAUAUUUAA